Molecule: messenger RNA, 2019 nt
Organism: Maudiozyma barnettii
Lineage: Eukaryota; Fungi; Ascomycota; Saccharomycetes; Saccharomycetales; Saccharomycetaceae
Gene: EMP70
Product: Emp70p
Exons: 1
Coding region: 1-2019 (672 amino acids)
Biological process (GO): protein localization to membrane; vacuolar transport
Cellular component (GO): fungal-type vacuole membrane; endosome
Source: RefSeq, a predicted model, not a curated record
AUGUUAUCUGGGAAGAUUGUUAUUAGCUGUCUAUUGAGCGUUGCUUUCUAUAUAGAGACAGUAAGAUGCUUCUAUUUACCAGGUGUUGCCCCAAUGACCUUCCACGAGGGAGACGAAAUUCCACUUUUGGUUAACCAUUUAUCACCAUCCAUGUAUUUUCAACAUUUAGAUGAAGAUGGCAAGACUUUUAAAGGUGACAAAGAAAGAUAUUUAUACUCUUACGAUUACUACUACGAAAAAUUUCAUUUCUGUAAACCUGAGAAGAUCGUUAAACAACCUGAAUCCUUAGGGUCUACUAUUUUUGGUGAUAGAAUUUACAAUUCUCCUUUUGAAAUAAAAAUGUUACAAGAUCAAGAAUGUACAUCUCUUUGUGGGAGUGUUAUUCCAGGUGAUGACGCAAAAUUCAUUAACAAAUUGAUUAAGAACGGUUUCUUCCAAAAUUGGUUGAUUGAUGGUUUACCUGCCGCAAAAAAAAUUCACGAUACUAAGACUAAGUCUGAUUUUUAUGGUUCCGGGUUUGAAUUAGGCUUUGUUCAGGUUCUUCAAACAGUAGGAUCGAGUCAAGUUAAUACAGUUCCAAAGAAACCAUCCUCUAAUGAAGGUAUUGAAUUAGACACUCGUGAACCUAAGAAUGUUCAAACUUUACAAAAUAUCGAGGUAGCUUACUUUGUUAACCAUUUCGAUAUCAAUAUUGAAUAUCAUGACCGUGGUGAAGGUAAUUACCGUGUUGUUGGGGUUACUAUCAGUCCAGCUUCUAUUGACCGCUCUAGCCCAGAUUCAUGUUCAUCUACUGGUAAACCUUUGAUUCUAGAGGAAGACAAAGAUAAUCAAGUAUAUUUCACUUAUUCUGUAAAAUUCAUUCCAUCUGAAACUGUAUGGGCUACAAGAUGGGAUAAGUAUCUACAUACUUAUGAUCCUACCAUCCAAUGGUUCUCUUUGAUUAAUUUCUCUGUUAUUGUUCUUCUGUUAUCCUCUGUAGUCAUCCAUUCUCUAUUGAAGGCUUUGAAGAGUGAUUUCGCGCGUUACAACGAAUUGAACUUGGACGAUGAAUUCCAUGAAGAUGCUGGUUGGAAAUUAGGUCAUGGUGAUAUCUUCCGUAUCCCACACAAAUCCAUGUUGUUAUCCAUUUUGGUCGGUUCUGGUACUCAAUUAUUCGUCAUGAUUAUUACCACUAUUUUCUUCGCAGCAUUAGGCUUUUUGUCCCCAAGUUCAAGAGGUUCUUUAGCUACCGUAAUGUUUAUGCUAUAUGCAUUGUUUGGUUUCGUCGGUUCCUAUACUUCUAUGGGUGUCUACAAGUUCUUCCAAGGUCCAUACUGGAAGGCAAACAUGAUGUUAACUCCAAUUCUGGUACCUGGUUUUAUCUUUUCUGUUAUCCUGUCCAUGAAUCUGAUCUUACUUUAUGUUCAUUCUUCAGAUGUUAUCCCAGCUAGUACUUUGUUCUUUAUGGUAUUCUUAUGGAUUAUCUUCUCGCUUCCAUCAGCAGUUGCAGGUUCUUUAAUCGCUCACAAGAAAUGUCAUUGGGAUGAGCAUCCAACAAAGACAAACCAAAUCGCAAGACAAAUUCCAUUCCAACCAUGGUAUUUGAAAACAAUUCCAGCUACUUUGAUCGCCGGUAUUUUCCCAUUUGGUUCCAUUGCCAUUGAACUAUAUUUUAUUUACUCCAGUUUAUGGUUUAACAAGAUUUUCUACAUGUUUGGGUUCUUGUUCUUUUCAUUCCUAUUAUUGACCCUAACGACAUGUCUUGUCACCAUCUUAAUCACUUAUCAUUCUCUAUGUUUAGAAAAUUGGCUAUGGCAUUGGAGAAGUUUCAUUGUCGGUGGUGUUGGUUGCGCCGUUUAUGUCUUUAUCCAUUCCAUCCUCUUCACCAAAUUUAAACUUGGGGGUUUUACUACAGUUGUCCUGUAUGUUGGUUACUCUACAGUGAUUUCUGUCCUAUGUUGUAUCGUCACAGGUGCCAUUGGGUUUAUGAGUUCCAUGUUCUUCAUCAGAAAGAUCUACUCUUCCAUUAAGGUUGAUUAA